UUUGUGUUUCUCAUGUCCCAUUUCUAUAGAUCAGACGAAUGAGACUAUGCAAAUCCUGGGGUCGGGAAGGUUUUCUUUACGAACCCGAUUACAAUCCUACUUAAGGUUUCAAGAGAAAGUUGAAAUGGCUAAAACAAGGAACAAAUCAAGUAAAUCAACAACAGGGGCAGACAAACCGAAACCCACAAUAAAAAAACAGAAAGAAAAAGUUGUCAAGAAAACCGAAAUAAAGAAAAAGACUAAAGCUGCCAUUGAUGACAUGAAAAAUGAAGAAACUUCGAAAGCUUCACCUAAACAUUAUCCUAAAUUGAUUGAUGAGGAUACAAAUUUUGAGUCUCCAGAUAAACUGGUAUUUACAGCCAAACCAUGCACGAGAAAUAACAAGGGGGAACUAAUAUUUGAAGAUUUUAAGGAAUUCCGUCCGAAUCUGACCCCAAAAGAAGUUUUACAGGCUGGUAGUUUUGGUGGUACUUAUUUCCGUCCAAUCAAAUCUAGUGUUACAGGUAAAAAGUAUUCAUCUGAAGUUUGGAAAGAAUUACCCAGUGAUUGGUUAAAAGGCUUAAAUAUUGGUUCUCAGGUAGCGUGUAGUAAAUAUGAUGAGUCCGUGAAUAAAUAUGGUGUAAAAUGUGGAGGUAGCCUGGAGAUGUGGGAGACGUCUGGUUGGAUACAUAAACAGGAUCCAUAUGGUUGGUUCCAAUGGUAUUGUAGAUUUUAUCAAGGAAGACGAACCCCAGAUGAUGAAAGACAGAUUGGUCGCUGGUUGCGAUGUGCGGGAAAGACAGGAAGAUGGAAGAAUAAUUUGAUCUCUAAAUGUGUUAAUAGUGGAUGUGGGUAUGAUAAUAUAGGGGUAUCCCCGGUCGUACGACAGACCUUAUUACACUGGGGUUAUAGUUUAACAAAAGAAGACUUCGACACAGAAGCUAAACGUUUAAAACGGAAAAAAUAACAUCCAUUGUGAUUUAGACAGAGAAGUGGUGGUUAACAUCCACUCGACACAAACUAGAUCAUUUUUGGGACUAACAUAUGGUUUGAUUUUAUUUCAAUACUAUUAAGGCCCAAGAGAGAUAUAAAUGGUGUUUAACGUCCACUUAACACAUUUUGGGACCAACAUGGUUUAGUAGUAAUGUAGUUGUUGUCAAACACAAUUUUGGGAUGAAAACAACACUGAAUCAAUGAAAGACCUUAUGAUCUAAAGUGUACUUCAAUUUGUAAUUUGUAUGUCAAUAUGCUUGUCAGGAAAUGGGGGGGGGGGGUCAUGAUGGCUCAGUGGGUAAGACGCCGGCUCGCUAGCUUGGAGGUCAGGUGUUCAAUCCCUGCAUUGGCCGAGAAACUUCUUCCAGAUUUUCCGGCAUGGUAAAAGAUCCCUUGACUGUUCAAAUUUGAUAUAAGAGUAGGCCGUAGCGCCGCCUUCCGGGCAAAAUUUCCCUCAUAGCACAGCGUAUGGCGUAUGCCCUUCUUCAUUAGCCUAGUUGGAGUAGGACAUUAGGACAUUAAACCCAAUUUCAUUUCAUUUGCCAGGAUAUUCUUAUAAUUUCCUCAUGUUAAUGGAAAUUCUGAUUAGUAAUCAAUUAGAUGGGUGUGGUCUAAACAAUUCUAAUAAAUUAAUGCUCAUCUUUGUUUUAAUAAUAUUUAUAAUGAAAGGCAGCAUGGAUUAUUGAUAUUGUAUAUUUCAUACAUGAAUUUACACCAUUUUAUUAUACAUGCAAUAUUAUUAUAGUCUUUUAUUAAAUUGUAUAAUAUUAAAUAUAGAAAAUAAA
Molecule: messenger RNA, 1757 nt
Organism: Patella vulgata (common limpet)
Lineage: Eukaryota; Metazoa; Mollusca; Gastropoda; Patellidae
Exons: 6
Coding region: 47-946 (299 amino acids)
Source: RefSeq, a predicted model, not a curated record